Molecule: messenger RNA, 3540 nt
Organism: Trachemys scripta elegans
Lineage: Eukaryota; Metazoa; Chordata; Testudines; Emydidae
Product: cyclic nucleotide-binding domain-containing protein 2-like
Exons: 14
Coding region: 1096-2763 (555 amino acids)
Source: RefSeq, a predicted model, not a curated record
GCAGGGUGCCCCCCUCAGCUUGCCGCCACAGGCAUGCGCUUGGAGCGCUGGUGCCUGGAGCCGCUGCUGACAGCAGAGCUCCAUAGGGGAAGCACUUCUGAGAAAUUCUGAAUGUAUAUUUGUGCUUUAUGGGAUGACUAAGUUUUAGUAAAUGUGAGGUGUCUGGGAGUGCACGUGUGGUGUUUACUUUGGAUAGUUCUCUGUGUCUGAUAGGUGUACAUAUGGUGUAUGAAAUAAGUGAAUGAAAGGAUGUGUAUGUAGGAGUGGGUAGAUGUGUGUAUGUGGUUAUGUAUGAAAAUUCUAUUGUGUAUGGAAAUCUGUGUGGGCAUGAAUGAGUGUGUGUUGUAAUUGAUGCAUGUGGUGGACAGAAGUCUUCAAAGUUCUAUUUCCAAAUGCACUGUGCUGUACUCUCCUGUGAGGGAGUGGGUCCUUCUCGGAAGGUCCAUAUAUCACAUCCCUGUCAGCUGCAUUUCCCUGGAUACUAAGCUGUAACUUUCAAAGCAACAGAAACAAAACGUCUGAAGAUCCGCCUUUCUCCCCUCCUUAUUGGACAAUGUAAAUCAGAGCUUUUUAAGACCGGCUGUGUUUUUUUCUGUAUGAGUUAACUGGGCAAUGGAGCACGGAUUAGUAACUGAAAGAGGCAUGCUUUAUUUCUAGCUCUCCUUCCACAUCUCUCCCAGUAGAUCAGUGAGGCAGGAUCUUAUUAGCUACAUUUGACAGUUCCCUUUGCAACAUUUAUUAACUAACUUAUUUCAAUUUGGACCUCUCACAUUUAGGAUUUAGCGUUUGGAAAUUUGGUCGCAGUUUUUAUUUAUUUAUGAGACUCAUUCUCUCUUUUGCUAUUGUCUUUAUCACUAAUCUCUUUAUUUACUGUUGGGGGAGAAGGAAUAUUUAUUGUAUUAAUUUCCUUAGUGGAGGAGACUUUGCAUAUUUUUUUGGCCUAUAUUUUUGUCCCUCUUCUCCCCCCAAACAAACAAAAACAAACACACACACACAAAAAAUGCAGUGACUUUUGUUGCAACUAAACUCUUAAAACUAGAUAAUUUUUCAAUAGGCUAUUGGUGUGCAUUUGUGUCUUUUAUUUCCAGCAGCGAGAUGCUACUAGACACAGAGACAAGGAAAGCCAGCAUCCUAGCCUCACUCCAGGCUCUGGGGGAGGAUUCUGCAAAUGGGAGAAACAGGAGGAAUCACAGAAGAAAGCUCAUCUCUGGUCCGAAUCCUACUGUGUGUGGCUGCCUUCCCCCAGGGAAACAUCUGCAUGGAUCCAGAUUCACUGAUAGAAUCCUCCAAAGGGGAAAUCUCACAGGACCACUGGCUCUGGAAAGGGUGAAACUGACAAAAGCAAAGCUGGGGAAAAAAUUCAGAAUUCCUAAAGGCAAAGAAGACAGCAGAUGGGCACUUUCCCAAUCUCUGCAGGAGGUCAUGUACUCUGCCCAGGAAGACCAGGCAUGCUUUCAGCCAAAUCUUCUGUUCAGAUUUCAGAAAGCUGCUAAAAGCAUUGUUAUGCUUUGCUUACUUUACAGAGAGCACCACCUACUAGCCAACCUCAACUAUGGGAUUGAGAGAGUCAAGAGAUGGAAAUCCCAAUCAAACCACAUGGAACAGUCUAAGGAAGAGAUCCUCUUUGAUGUGACACUGUUCAGGACUAAAAAACAGUCAAGGAUCUCUGAGCGUGCCAUACAUAUUCUUCAUCAGUGUCCUCAGGAGCGAAGUGAGAAGGACAUCAGCUACAUAGUAAUCACCCUGCAGCCCGUGAAGGCCUUUGGAAAUUACUCCACAAUGAUUCAGAAGGAGGUGGCAAAGGCUGCAUGGUAUUCAAGGGAAUCUGUCCUUUCUAGGUAUGAAUCCUGCCAAGUGAUGAUCCAACAGGGCUACAUACCACACUCCUUCUAUAUCUGUCUCUCAGGAUCUGCAACAGUUAUCAAGAGGAACGAUGUCAGUGGCCAAGUAAAGCCUGCCUGGUUCUUUAGUCGAGGGGAUGCAUUUGGGGAUAGAGAGAUUAUAAAUGGUGACUACUGGCAGACAACUGUUAUUAUUCAGGAACCAGCUGAGUUUCUCUGUAUUGACCGAGAGGAUUUUAUCAAGAUUUUCCUGUCCGGUGGGAAAAAAGUGUUUGGAGAUCCUGAGCAGAUGCAGUUUCUGAGAAGUCUGCACUGUUUUAAAGGUUGGCCCAUCAAUCUGCUGGAAGACAAUCCUGGAAAAUGCAUUGUCUGUCACUACAGAAGAGGAACUGUCAUUCUGAGAAACAGUAAUGUGACUGAAUGGAUUUACAUUGUGAAAGAAGGAAGUUGUUCUGUGCUGAAGAUUUUUAAAGAUGACUCUUGCCUAAGCAACAGAGCACCCAUGAACAGAAUAAUGCAAGCUGAAGCUGGCAUUCACAAAUCUUUGUUGACAAGCAGGACAGAGACUCCUGUGAUCAUUGCCAUAGACACCUUGCUGCAGGGAUCUGUGUUUGGACUGUUAGACUUUCUUUUUGAGGAUCAGCCAAAUUUGUGUGUAGUUAGCAAUGGAGCGGAGUGUCUUAAGAUCUCAAAGAAGUUUUACCUGCAUCAUGCCUCCAAAGAUCUUCUUCAGAGGCUGCGAAAAAAAGAACGUUCCUAUCCCAGUGAGGCAGAGCUAAAGGAACAGCUGCAGCAGGAGAUACAAUGGCAGAUUUUUCGCAAAGCUGCUUUAAAGAGCACAGUUCAACAGAUUGAAUUGAAACGCAAACUGCUUCAACAUUCCUAUAUGAGUAAAGGGCUUUACCCAUGGUGUAAGAACUGACAUGUGCACAAAUUUCUGUCAACAGUGAAGCUAUAAGAUACCAGUCAGUACCCACUAAAGCGGCAAAAAGGUCCAUCUCCAGACGCCAAAAUCUUGUGAAAGAUGGCGGUGUUAUUAAAUCAAGCCUGUAGUUUCUUCAUUUUUAGGGUAGGCUACAAUGGUGAAAACUUUCAGGGAACUGUCUUUCCCUGUAUUUCUUAAAUCAUUAAAAUGCUCUUUCCUUCAUGUUAACGCCCUCUGACAGACAUCAUCUGUUUUUGAAUGAUUGGUAUCUGUACCAUUCUUCUACCCAACUUUAUCAACAGGUGAAGGAGCAUGAAGUAAGUUUCUUCUAGAUAAUUAAUACACCCUGACUGGGAGUGUCAUUGCGGCUGUUAUCUACUGAUGGUAUGCACUUAAGUAUGAUUGAUUGGAUUAUAAAUGACACUGUUUAUUGCUGAUGCUAACAAUAGCAUAGUUAGACUUGUGUGGUGUCCUUUGUAUAAAAAGGCUAUUAUUCCAUCCGGGAGAGAAAUCAGGAAAGGGUCAGAAUAUUUGCUGCUGGAGAAAAUAGUGCAUGAAAAAUGCAGAAUUUGCUGUAGUGAAAAGCAGUAGAUACUAUUUUAUACACUUAGAAGUUGAAUCCAAAGUUGUGGAAUUCUAUAGUCUAUAUGAACGAACAGGCUGACAGCCUUGAAAAAACAGCAAAGAAGCUGCUAUCAUGUGUUGUCGCCACCCUGGGUUUUACUUUUAAAAUAAACUGCCUUAAUUAACCUUUUCAACUGUACUUAUUUGUUU